GAAUAAAAAAACAGAAUGGCUGGAGUAGAGGAUGAUCCAAAUUUAAAAGGACUAAAGCGAUAUUUUAAUAGCGAAACGAACCGUGGACGAGCUAAUGUAAGCGAAUUAUUAAUGGCCGGUGGUGAUUCAGUAGAUGAGUCCCAACUCAAGGGUCUUUCCAAAUAUUUCAACAGUGCUACAAAUAAAGGAAGAGCCAAUACGGCAAAAGCGACCUAUGCAGUAUUUGGAGCAAUUAUUUUAUAUUUCACCCUCAAACCCAAGAAGAAGUAACCUGUCUCAUAGCUUUUAGUGAUUUUCGUAAGGGCAAUGAAUUAUUUAGUUAAUCAUGUCAACCAUAAUUUAAUGUAAUAAAAAAUCCAUCAGU
Aricia agestis (brown argus) is the source of this 364-nucleotide messenger RNA. It is a transcript of the gene Neb-cGP, whose product is annotated as ATP synthase membrane subunit K, mitochondrial. NCBI's taxonomy places the organism in Eukaryota, Metazoa, Arthropoda, Insecta, Lepidoptera, Lycaenidae. The transcript has 4 exons. Bases 16 to 270 code for a protein of 84 amino acids. The record is from RefSeq and is a predicted model, not a curated record.